Messenger RNA from Eucalyptus grandis, 1386 nucleotides. RefSeq names its product protein unc-50 homolog. The record is from RefSeq and is a predicted model, not a curated record. Bases 291 to 1049 code for a protein of 252 amino acids. Lineage: Eukaryota; Viridiplantae; Streptophyta; Magnoliopsida; Myrtales; Myrtaceae. The transcript is spliced from 10 exons. Gene Ontology annotation, cellular component: Golgi membrane.
GAACCGUUGCUCCAUCUCCGUCCAAUCCCGAGGCUCGACUUCGCAUUUUGCGAGAGCACAGAGAGAGAGAGAGGGAGAGCUGACAUCGGGCGAUCGAUCGAUCGAUCGACUUAUUCCGUUCGAGUCGGUAUCGAAAGGGAGUUCGCAGGCUGUUGCAGAGAGAGCGCGAGAGCUGCUUCGAUUCCGCCGCGACAGUUUCGAUCCGGAAGGAAGCUUCCCGGAAGCCAAUCGAGAGGGGAGGGCGGAGGGGGGGUGCAGAAGAGAGGGAGGAUCUGAGGAGGAAGAAGAGGAUGUUGCCGACGGCAUCCAAGGGGCGGUCGUCGUCCUCCGCCUCUCGAUCGAAUAACAUGUUCUCUCAGUACCUCCGCAGAAUCGUCAAGUGGCAACAAAUGGACAUCGAAUAUACAUUCUGGCAGAUGCUUCAUCUGUGUACAUCACCAAAAGUUGUAUAUCAGCACACAAAGUAUCACAAGCAAACUAAGAACCAGUGGGCACGUGAUGAUCCAGCAUUUGUGGUGAUCAGCACUCUUCUUUUGGUAGUCGCAGUAUCAGCAUAUUGUGCCGCGUAUGACCACAGCAUUGCACAUGCCGUCUAUGUAAUUAUUUCGGUGUUACUUUUCCACUUUUUGGUGACUGGAGCUCUCUUGUCUACCUUUUGUUGGUUCUUGACAAACAGCUAUCUUCGGGAAGAGGCUCCAAAUAGUCAUGUGGUUGAGCAACGCGUCGAAUGGCUCUAUGCGUUCGAUGUACACUGCAACUCCUUCUUCCCUAUGUUUGUUUUGCUUUAUGUGAUACACUAUUUCUUAUCUCCUCUCCUGGUAGCUCAUGGCUUUAUUCCUGUAUUGCUGUCAAAUCUGCUUUUCAUGGUGGCAGCUUGUUACUACCAUUAUCUAAACUUCCUAGGUUAUGAUGUGCUGCCCUUUUUGGAGAGGACCACUUUCUUCCUAUACCCAAUCGGUGCUGUCCUCGUCCUUUGUCCUAUUUUUAUGUUGAGCGGGUUUAAUCCGUCCAGAUAUUUCAUGAACAUGUAUUUUAGUCAGAGACUAUGAUUUGGUUCACGGCUAGCACAUCAGAUGGUCCAUAUUUUGGUCGCACAGGUAGUUCAACAGCUUCAAUGGUUACCUGUCCAUUGUAGUUUUCGUUCAUAGAAAGGACUCAGGACUGCAAUGCCAAGCAAGCCACUGUAGUUUUUCUUUGAGGCUUUUCUUCGAAAUUCCAUUGUCCUUCCAUGCACGCCUAAUUUACUCCGCUAUAAUCUCACAUCCCCUCCAUGUUUCGGGGUUUUAAUUUUUGUAACGGACUCAUUGUUAUUACAUGUUAGUAGGAGUUGCGCAGAGAAAUUUGCAGUGAUUAAAGAAAGGCUUUCUUUACCUUUGGCCCCAGUAA